Aedes aegypti (yellow fever mosquito) is the source of this 966-nucleotide messenger RNA. RefSeq names its product phospholipid phosphatase 6. The record is from RefSeq and is a predicted model, not a curated record. The coding region runs from base 172 to 855 and encodes 227 amino acids. Gene Ontology annotation, molecular function: sphingosine-1-phosphate phosphatase activity. NCBI's taxonomy places the organism in Eukaryota, Metazoa, Arthropoda, Insecta, Diptera, Culicidae. The transcript is spliced from 4 exons.
GAAGGGCAUUCGUCAUGAAGCCGAACCGAAGUUUGACACGUCCCCCAGAUGAUAACAGACGUCAACUCACCGACUUUUGGAAUCUCAUUGGAAAGCAAACGCAGAAGCAGAAGCGAAGGCCCAGCAUCGACGCACAUCGCUUACGAUUAGAUCCCGAUUGCAGAUCCCAAGAUGAAGCCAAGCACGGCUGAGCCAAUGGACAGUGUGGAUAAUAAAACGAGGAUGGAGAGCGGUCGGAACAUUCCCCCAGCGCUGAAGAAGGUCCUGGAGUGGGACGUGGUCAUGACCAAGCGCUUCGUCAGCUUCAUGUUGAACUUUAUCGCGCUGAGGUCGCUUCGGACGCAUUGUAAGAUAUUGGAGUACUCGUGCCAUGGAAUCGCUUGGUUGGCCGGAUGGCUCGCCUUCUGCUGGAUGAUCGACAAACCGGAGUGGUACCAGAUGCAGGUGAAUUUAUUCAUCGGACUUAUCACGGAUAUCGUAAUGGUGGCGGUCAUCAAGGCAGCAACUCGGCGCCGUCGUCCAGCCGUAAAUGACGAUCCGUUCUGCAUCGGGCCGGACAAGUUUAGCUUCCCCUCGGGCCACGUUUCCAGAGCGGUUUACAUCGUCACCUUCCUGACCUGGUUGGACCCGGUGACGUUCGUUUUGUGGCCUCCGAUGUUGGCCUGGUGCGUCUCGAUGUGCCUCUCGCGACUGCUUCUGUACAGACAUCACAUUUUGGACGUUAUCGCCGGGAUCUUCCUGGGAUUGUUCAACGCAUUUCUGAUCUCGCUCAUCUGGUUCGAUCAGGAGAGCUGCGUUUGGGUGAUCUCGUACAUGACGGACGAGAAGCUGUCCGGAGCUGAAUACGGAGUUUAAACGCCAAAGAUUGGACAUGUGUGAAACAUAGAUCAUCACGUAGAAUAUUCAAAGUUUUCGGAUAUUAAAAUAUCAAACAUAAUAAAUUAAAUAACUUUAUUUUGAUUUUAA